Messenger RNA from Eurytemora carolleeae, 1374 nucleotides. It is a transcript of the gene aln, whose product is annotated as protein FAM69C. The record is from RefSeq and is a predicted model, not a curated record. The transcript is spliced from 3 exons. Bases 67 to 1365 code for a protein of 432 amino acids. NCBI's taxonomy places the organism in Eukaryota, Metazoa, Arthropoda, Copepoda, Calanoida, Temoridae.
UUGCGGCAUUUUACGGGGCACGUGUAAGAGGUCCGAGCGCAUUGUGAUUCAUUGUGAAAAAUUUUAAUGUUUACCGUGAUCUACAGUAUGAAAAUUCGAUGGAAUUUCAAAGCUCUUGAUAUUGUGCUUUUUCCUUUUACUUUAUGCGGUUGCACCAUUCGUAAAUCUAUCGUAGUGUUUGUUUUUAUUUUCAUCAUAGUUCUAAUAUUAAGUAGGAAAUGGAACGUUGUCUGUUCUAAUAGAGACGUAGACAUUAUUAUCGAACACUUGUGCAAUGAUGUCGAAGAGGGCCGAGCUAUCGGUGGUCUUUGUCGAGAGUUUUGCCAACCCAGUGUACUCAAACCUGUACAGUGCCAAGCCUGGCAUGGGGGCAAAGAAAUUGUUUUCAAGGCAGAGUUUCAUGGAAAUUCUGUUUAUGUGAAAGGCCGAAGAACGAAUGCGUAUGAGAAUUCUGAAGAGAACUUGUUUUGGCGAGAUUCCGAUGAUGUUGAACAUUACCCAACAUUAAUUGAGUUCAAAGAAAUUGUUAAAUCGCAUCUUUUCCACAACUUUAAUUUAACUUUCUCUGAGACCGUUUUCUACAAACUUUGGCCUCAUCCUCUACAUCGUGACUCAAUGUCAGAUGAACAAAAUCGGUUAUUGCUAAAAAUCUCCUUGGAAACUUACUGGAACCUUCUUCAAGAUCCUGAAUACGUCUUUCUUGCAUUAUAUGAACAUUUUGAUAUUUUCCCCGAGCUGUUUGGAACCUGUGGGGGACUGUACAUCGUGGAGGCUGUCACACCGCUCAAUGUUCCAGGACUACUUGAGAAAACUUCUUUUACAUCCUGGGCUGAGAGAGUAAAGGUCUCCUUGUCAAUAUUGGACUUGUUGGAUGAGUUUGAUACUAUGUUUGAAUAUCCUCUUCACAUUUGUGAUGUCAAACUUGAGCAUUUCGGACUCUCUGACAAUGGACGAAUGAAGUACAAUGACGUGGACAAUGUUUACUUAAAACCGGUUUUGGAUAAGUAUAUUGCAGAUGGAUCAGAUUGCACUAAACAUAGUGAUUGUGAUUUUUUCGAUUGCAAGGGUCAAUGUGAUCUUAUCAAGCGCAAGUGUCUCGGAGGCGUUGUUAACAAUAACCUGCAAAUCGUGUGCGAUAAAAUAUUCAUGGGUAAAUCAUUUGGGUUGAAAAGUCUUGGAGGAACAGGACUUCUGGCCUCAAGACAUGGAGACGGUGUGCUGAAACCCCUACUGGAGUCUUGCUCCAAUCCAAGCAGAGCUCAAGAUGGGGUGAGAUUAAGGGCAGAGGGACAAAUUUAUACUGAUCUUAGAUCUACACUGAAAGAAAUUGUUCGUGCCAGAAACAGGUUAAGUCAAGAAAACUAAUCUUACAGA